CAAAAACAAACACAUAAAUCAAACUUUCAAACAAAGAAAAUUAGCAAAGACAUAAACAAAUGGAAUGGUUCUUAAUUUUCUUGUUCCUAAGCUUUCUCUUUGUCAUUUUACUUUCACUUCAAACCCUUUUUUACAGACAAAAAACUAUCAUUUCCUCCACAAACCUUCCUCCUGGAAAAUCCGGAUGGCCUUUCCUAGGUGAAACCGUUGACUUUUUAUCAACGGGAUGGAAAGGUCAUCCAGAGCAAUUUGUCAACGACAGAAUGAUCAAAUACUCCCAAGAAUGCUUCAAAACAAGCAUUCUCGGAGAAUCUGUUGCAAUCAUUUGCGGCCCUAUGGGCAACAAAUUCUUAUUCUCAAACGAGGACAAACUGGUCACCACGUGGUGGCCGGACUCGGUAAACAAAGUCUUCCCAACCUCCCUCCAAACUAACUCCAAAGAGGAGUCUAAAAAAAUGAGAAAACUCCUCCCACAAUUUCUCAAAGCCGAUUCUUUACAAAAAUACAUUGGUAUAAUGGAUAGUAUUUCCCAAAAACAUUUCACAAAUGAAUGGGAAAAUAAAAAGAAUAUAAUUAUUUUCCCACUAGCUAAAAAAUACACAUUUUGGGUAGCAUGCCGACUUUUUCUUAGCAUUAAUGACCCAAAUCAUAUAGCUCAUUUUGCUAAUCCUUUUAAUGUUAUAGCAUCUGGGAUUAUAUCAAUUCCAAUAAAUUUUCCUGGAACCCCAUUUAAUAAGGCAAUUAAGGCAGCUAAUUUUAUAAGAAAAGAGCUUAAAUUAAUUAUCCAACAAAGGAAAAUUGAUUUAGCAGAGAAUAAAGGAAGAAAUAAUGAAGAUAUAUUGUCUUAUAUGUUGAGUGUUAGAGAUGAAAAUGGGAAGAAUAUGAAUGAAAUGGAUAUUGCUGAUAAAAUAUUAGGUUUAUUAAUUGGUGGACAUGAUACUGCUAGUGUUGUUAUUACUUUUAUUGUCAAGUAUCUUGCUGAACUUCCUCACAUAUAUGAUUUGGUCUACCAAGAGCAAAUGGAGAUUGCAAAAUCGAAAGCACCUGGAGAGUUGUUGACAUGGGAGGAUAUUCAAAAGAUGAAGUAUUCAUGGAAUGUAGCUUGUGAAGUAAUGAGGUUGAAUCCCCCAUUACAAGGUGCUUUUAGAGAAGCUAUGAGUGAAUUCAUAUAUGCUGGUUUCACCAUUCCCAAAGGCUGGAAGCUAUAUUGGAGCGCCUACUCGACACAUCGCAACCCAAAAUAUUUCCUAGAGCCCGAAAAGUUUGAUCCAACGAGGUUUGAGGGGAGCGGGCCAGCACCAUACACGUAUGUGCCAUUUGGGGGAGGACCAAGGAUGUGCCCCGGUAAAGAAUAUGCACGAUUAGAAAUACUAACAUUUAUGCACAAUAUUGUGAAGAGAUAUAGAUGGGAGAAAUUGGUUGCAAAUGAAAAAGUAGUAGUUGAUCCAUUUCCUACGCCAGCAAAAGGGCUUCCUAUCCGCCUUAUUCCACAUAAAACUACAUGAAUAGAUCGUCAAGUAAUGUUGGGGAGGGAGGGUUGCAGUAGAAUGUACUAUUUGUGCAUCAACUUUUUUUUUUUUCUUUUUGUGCUUGUUUUCUUUUUUAUUAUAUUAUGCAAUUUAGUGGGUGAAUUAAUAUAUUAAUCUAAUAUUAUGAAUUGUUGAUAUGUAGAGGAAAUAAGAGCACCAAUAAUUUUAUCAUAUGUUAUAGUAAUUUCUUAAAAUAAAA
This is a messenger RNA of Amaranthus tricolor (Joseph's coat), 1728 nucleotides long. RefSeq names its product beta-amyrin 28-monooxygenase-like. Gene Ontology annotation, molecular function: heme binding; iron ion binding; oxidoreductase activity, acting on paired donors, with incorporation or reduction of molecular oxygen. The coding region runs from base 60 to 1505 and encodes 481 amino acids. The transcript has 3 exons. The record is from RefSeq and is a predicted model, not a curated record. Lineage: Eukaryota; Viridiplantae; Streptophyta; Magnoliopsida; Caryophyllales; Amaranthaceae. Gene Ontology annotation, biological process: sterol metabolic process.